AUGACUCAUCCCACGAAGGCCAUCUACAAAUGGCUGAUCCAAGACAGUGUUCGUGUGGGAAACACUUCUUCUAACCCGACAUCGCAGCCGGUCUACACGGAAGCAGACCAUCUAAACACAUUCCCUCAAAUCGAGGCCAUUGACUACCAUACGACACACACCAUCUCCUCUAUCCGCAUCACCCCCUAUCCCGCCGGCCAUGUCCUCGGGGCUGCCAUGUUCCUCAUCGAGAUCGCCGGUCUCAAGAUCUUCUUCACCGGAGACUACUCCCGUGAGCAGGACAGACAUCUGGUCUCGGCCGAAGUGCCCAAGGGUGUCAAGAUCGACGUCCUCAUCACUGAGUCCACCUACGGCAUCGCAUCACACGUGCCCCGACUCGAGCGGGAACAGGCCCUGAUGAAGUCCAUCACCAGCAUCCUCAACCGCGGUGGCAGGGUCUUGAUGCCCGUCUUCGCCCUCGGGCGCGCCCAGGAGCUGCUCUUGAUCCUGGAUGAGUACUGGGGCAAGCACUCCGAGUUCCAAAAGUUCCCCAUCUACUACGCCAGUAACCUCGCCCGCAAGUGCAUGGUCGUGUACCAGACCUACGUUGGUGCCAUGAACGACAACAUCAAACGCCUCUUCCGCGAGCGCAUGGCCGAGGCGGAAGCCUCGGGUGACGGCUCCGGUAAGGGAGGCCCCUGGGACUUCAAGUACAUCCGCUCCCUCAAAAAUCUCGACCGUUUCGACGACGUUGGCGGCUGCGUCAUGUUGGCCAGCCCCGGUAUGCUGCAAAACGGCGUCAGCCGCGAGCUGCUCGAGCGCUGGGCCCCCAACGACAAGAACGGCGUCAUCAUCACCGGUUACAGCGUCGAGGGCACCAUGGCGAAACAGAUCAUGCAGGAGCCCGACCAGAUCCAGGCUGUCAUGAGCCGCACCACGGCCGGCGCCCGGCGUGGGCCCGGUGGUGAGAGCGAGAAGGUCCUCAUCCCGCGCCGUUGCAGUGUCGCCGAGUACUCUUUUGCCGCCCACGUCGACGGCACGGAGAACCGCGAGUUCAUCGAGGAGGUCGCGGCGCCCGUGGUGAUCCUCGUCCACGGUGAACAGCACAACAUGAUGCGUCUUAAGUCCAAGCUCCUCUCUCUCAACGCCGGCAAGACCCAGAAAGUCAAGGUCUUCAGCCCCAAGAACUGCGAGGAGCUCCGCAUCCCCUUCAAACAGGACAAAAUGGCCAAAGUUGUCGGCAAACUCGCCACCAUCCCUCCCCCGACCUCCCUAUCCUCGCCCACGCAGCACCAACAGCAGCUCGUCACGGGCGUCCUCGUCCAGAACGACUUCAAGCUCUCCCUCAUGGCCCCCGAGGACCUGCGCGAGUACGCCGGCCUCAAUACCACCACAAUCACUUGUAAGCAGCGCCUCCGUCUCACUGCCGCCGGCGUCGACCUCGUUCGAUGGGGUCUCGAGGGCGUGUUCGGCAGCGUCGAGGAGCUGCCCGAGAUGCGCAAGGCCCCAGCCGCAAAGGACGGCGCCGUCGCCAACGGAAACGGGACAAAGCCCGAGGACGGCGAGGACCAGGAGAUGCAAGAGGCGCAGAAACACCAAGAGCAGGAAGAGGCCGACGAGGAGGUCGCCCAUCCCGUGGCAGCGUAUCUCGUCAUGGGCUGCGUCGCCGUGCGGUACCGCAGCGACGGCGAGGUCGAGCUGGAGUGGGAGGGCAACAUGCUCAACGACGGCAUCGCCGAUGCCGUCAUGUCCUGCCUCUUUUCCAUCGAGAGCAGCCCCGCAGCCGUCAAACGCUCCGCGAGCGCCCACACCCACGAUCAUGCCCCUCCCCCGCUUCCCAAAAACCCCCAUGCGAAUGUCUCGGCCCCGGAACGCCUCGAGCGCUUCCUCAUGUUCCUUGAGGCCCAAUUCGGCGCCGACAACGUCAACCCUGUCGCCGAGCCGCGCCUCCCGCCGCAAACCGAGGGAGGUGCCGCCGAAGACGGGACGACUAGCAAGGCAAUCAAAGCCGACGUCGAUGGCGAAGGCGACGGCGGCGACACCUCCAUGGACGUCUCAGAUGACGAGGCUCAGCAGAAGAAGCUGGCGGCGCGCCGCCAGGCCGAGAUUGAGCGCCUCCACAAGAUCGGCAUUCCCGUGCCCGGCAUUCGCAUUAAGGUUGACAAGAUGGAGGCUGUCGUCUGGUUGGAGGAUUUGGAGGUUGAGUGCAGCCAUAAAGCGUUCGCCGACCGCGUCAGACGCGUUUGUGAGCAUGCUGCUGAGGUGACGGCUCCGCUCUGGGGAUAA
This is a messenger RNA of Colletotrichum higginsianum IMI 349063, 2265 nucleotides long. Its product is annotated as Endoribonuclease YSH1. Gene Ontology annotation, molecular function: 5'-3' exonuclease activity; RNA endonuclease activity; RNA binding. Gene Ontology annotation, cellular component: mRNA cleavage and polyadenylation specificity factor complex. Gene Ontology annotation, biological process: mRNA 3'-end processing by stem-loop binding and cleavage. The transcript has 3 exons. Bases 1 to 2265 code for a protein of 754 amino acids. Lineage: Eukaryota; Fungi; Ascomycota; Sordariomycetes; Glomerellales; Glomerellaceae. The record is from RefSeq and is a predicted model, not a curated record.